Molecule: messenger RNA, 1739 nt
Organism: Dermacentor andersoni
Lineage: Eukaryota; Metazoa; Arthropoda; Arachnida; Ixodida; Ixodidae
Product: putative nuclease HARBI1
Source: RefSeq, a predicted model, not a curated record
GUGAGCGAAUGCGUGCGACGUGUGGCAGAGGCUGUCGUGAACGCAGGGGCCCGCAACAAGUGGGUCCAUUUUCCAAAGACAGCCGAGGAAAAGGCAGCCGUGAAGGAGGGUUUCCUUCGGCGCGGCGUUAUCCCCGGCGUCAUCGGAUGCGUAGACGGCAGCCUCAUAGCCAUCAUCGCACCCAAGGGUGAGCGCAAGGCUGUGUUCAUGUGCCGCAAGGGAUACUACGCCCUCAACUGCAUGUUCAUCUGCGACGCGGACAUGAAAAUCUUGGCCUUGGACCCUAUGCGACCGGGGUCGGACCACGACGCUUUUGUCUGGCGGACGACAUGGUUGCGCCGGCGGUUCCAAGCGGGGCGCAUCGUGAAUGCCGGGGAAUACCUCCUCGGUGACAGUGGCUACCCCUUGGAGCCGUGGCUCCUGACCCCGGUUCCUGGCCGUCCUCCAGUGCACACAGCCGAGGGGCAGUACAACACAGCACAUGCCGCCAUGCGUUCCGUAGUGGAGAGGUGCAUUGGGCUCUUAAAGAGCCGUUUCCGCUGUCUUCAGCGAUAUCGCACCCUCCUCUACGAGCCGGAACGUGCAGCCAACAUUGUCGCGGCAUGUGCUGUGUUGCACAACCUUCGCCUUUCUGAAGGCGACGAGUCAGGCGAUGACAGUGAUGACGACAGCAGCAGCAGCAGUAGUAGUAGUGAGCUUGACAAUAACGGCGACCCCACGCCACACAGUCUGCCCCGUAACACGGGCUCUAGAAUGCACUACUUGAGAGGGCGGGCUGUUCGCGACAAUGUCAUUGGCAUGUUUGGCACAACCCGUGCGCAGCACAUGCGUUAUUUGAGGAGCGUGCGGAGGCAGCUGCGACGUCAACAGCAGCGUCAGCAUCGUUAGGUGCAUGCACACAGUUUUAAGUAAUUGCAUUGUGCAUUUCAUGCUGUGAAAUUGCAGAUACAUUUCCCGUGCUAAGUUGUAGUUGAUGUCUGCGUAAUGCAAAGCAUUCAUGAUUUGUUGAGAAAUGUAAAAGUUGUUAAAAAAAUUAAAUUAUGGGGUUUUACGUGCCAAAACCACUUUCCGAUUAUGAGGCAUGCCGUAGUGGAGGGCUCCGGAAAUUUCGACCACCUGGGGUUCUUUGACGUGCACCUAAAUCUAAGUACACGGGUGUUUUCGCAAUGCAGCCGCCGUGGCCGGGAUUCGAUCCCUCGUGCUCAGCAGCCUAACACCAUAGCCACUGAGCAACCACGGUGGGUACAUAAAAGUUGUGUAGUGAAGGGUUAUGUAAAGCCUGCACUUAUAGUAAGUAAAACAGUAUCGUUAGAGGUAACAUAUGAGAUUGAAAGCAAGCUAAAAAUAAGUGUCUGCCACAAUUUGCUUGCUGCUGCUGUCGUCAUCUAGAUGCAUGUAGCCUGAUUCUUACUCGUAUCCCCUUACGCAUUGAUGGACAUAAGCACCUGUCUCCUCACUUUCUACUAGCACAGAGAAGCUCACAGAAGCCAAGAUGUACAGCGCACGUCACACCUUCCGCUCCAUGGAACGUGCUGUUGCACGCGCAGCUUCUAGGUCCUCCACCAUUUUGUCUCGCAACAACGGCAAAGUUCCUUUCGAGUGACGAAAAUGCCGUCGAACUGGUCAUCCGACAUGUCAAACGCUGUGGCUCCCGCGAAGUGUGUGCACGCACGAGCAGAGUAAUAUUUGUACAGUGCAAGCUAGCACUAGGUAAAUAAAAGCACUAGAGGAAAACUGCA